Paramormyrops kingsleyae is the source of this 3678-nucleotide messenger RNA. It is a transcript of the gene ubfd1, whose product is annotated as ubiquitin family domain containing 1. The record is from RefSeq and is a predicted model, not a curated record. Gene Ontology annotation, molecular function: RNA binding; cadherin binding. NCBI's taxonomy places the organism in Eukaryota, Metazoa, Chordata, Actinopteri, Osteoglossiformes, Mormyridae.
GAAAGUACGGAAGCCUGUGAAGUCAAUCCGCGUACGGAAGCCGCCGAGGCUUUCCGAGCACACGCGCGUUUCUCGGUAGGCACACUGCAUCAUAGUACACAAUCAUCAUGGCGGCGCAGGACGGAGAUGAGGGGAUCACGAUGGAGACCGAGGCCAGUGUGAAUGAUGAUUCUGCGCUGUGUGUGACUGCCGUUGAAGGAGGGGACAACGAGGCCACUACCGCCGGUGCCCAAGCUGACGGGGAAAAGCUUGCAGACCUGGGAUCAGCUGUCAGCAACGGAGGCGACACCGACGACGGCAAGGAAACUGUAGAUCUGAAAAUAAUCUGGAACAAGAACAAGUACGAUUUAAAAAUCCCCCUGGAUGGGACAGGAGCCAACUUAAAAGAAAGGAUUCAUUCACUUACAGGUCUUCCCCCUGCUAUGCAAAAAGUAAUGUAUAAAGGACUGCUACCUGAGGACAAGACACUACGAGAAAUCAAAGUGACUAAUGGAGCCAAAAUCAUGGUCGUGGGAUCUACGAUAAAUGACGUGCUGGCAGUAAAUACACCAAAAGAAGUCAUGCAGCAAGAAGUGAAAGCUGAAGAAAAUAAAAAAGAGCCUUUAUGUCGGCAAAAGCAACAUAGAAAAGUGCUGGAUAAAGGAAAACCAGAGGAUAUAAUGCCUUCAGUUAAAGGGGUGAAGGAGCGCUUACCUACAGUGCCUUUAUCAGGAAUGUAUAACAAAACAGGCGGGAAAGUGCGGCUCACAUUCAAACUGGAACAGGAUCAGCUGUGGAUUGGAACUAAGGAGAGAACAGAGAAGAUUCCAAUGGGCUCCAUCAAGAAUGUGGUUACUGAGCCAAUUGAAGGCCAUGAGGACUAUCACAUGAUGGCAUUUCAGUUGGGUCCCACAGAAGCCUCUCAGUACUGGGUGUAUUGGGUGCCUGCACAGUUUGUUGAUGCAAUCAAAGACACAGUCCUCGGGAAAUGGCAGUAUUUUUAAAUGUGCCUCCUCUCUUGACAAUGAAGAACUGGGAUACCGACCACACAGGAUCAAAGGAGAAGUCGAAGGAAAGACGCGUUAUGAGGAAAGCCGAAGAACUUUGAUUUGAAGCUGAAGAAAGAAAUAGAAGAAAACUAAAUGGAUGAUGGUGGACACAUUGUUUUGGGUUCAUUUAAGAAAAAGCUCAGAGUAGCAGUAUCCCGUUUCUAGGCCUCUCAUAACAUUUUUAAGGCAACUCUUACAAGAAUUGUACAUAAGUUAUGAUUAUUGUUUUUUUUCUCCCGGUCCUUCACAAAGAAAUAAAAUUUAUUUAAGAACAAAAAAAUUGCCCUAGGACACUUCCAUAGAGUAUGUUUGUCUGCUGUAUAGAAUAACCUAAACAAGCCAAAGUUAAUUAUGGACUCGCCUCUAACGUAGAUUAGCCUUUGCUCACAGUGCCAUCCAAGUGUGUAAAUCAAAAGGCAAAAUAUUUAUCCUUAACAUUUUUAGUUGCUGGUUCUGUGUAGAUUAUCUGAAGUAAACAAACAUGCCAAAAGUGAACAGGGGCAUGAACAACUCCCCAUUCUCUGGAUUAUGGGUACGAUUUAAAAGAAGGCCUUUUAUUUCUCCAAUGAAUCGCGCUGAAUGUCGAAGGAGCAGCUAGCUUAAGGAGAUGUGUGUGCGAUAAGCCUUCCUGCCUCUAGUUCCCCGUGCAUAAAUUCUCAGUACAUUGAAAUGCUGUGAGUCACGUAUGUUGCUGGUCACUGUUGAGUCUGAAAGUGAAACUAAUGGUGCUUUUCCAGGGGCAUACAGGAACCAGGCCGUAUCUGAGCCGUAUUGAGAAGAGAGACUAGUUAAAGCGCAGAUCCAACUUGCUUCAGUUGUCCACUGCAGAAAGGUCGGCAAGAUAAAAGCGUUGCCGGGUUUGACGAGCAACAGUAAAGGAAACUUAAGACUGUAAAUAGCAUUCACUAUAGUAAAAUUUGCAACUUCUAAAUUAGAGUGAAUGCAUCAAUACAUUGUGAUGUGUGGUACUACUAAAAAUUAAUAAUAUAGAAUGUCUCCUUUUUAUUUCAGAUAAUACAUGCCCGAAAAUCGGUAUCUCCAUGCAUUUCAACCAAUCAGGUGGUGGUGACACAACUUGCUCAGUUUAGUCAUGCUUUCAGCCCUGAUAGUACGCAGGGCUGUGUCCGAGUGGGUACAGGUUAGGUACGGCUCGGAUAAUUUGUAAUGGAAAAUAGUCUCUUCGUGGUUCAGCUCGGAUAAGGCUUGGUUUUUUGGUGGCAGUGGAAAAGCACCAUAACAAAAGUCCUACCUGCUCUGCGAUACAAAACAAUUUGGCAGACUGACAGGUCCACCUUCAGAACAGUGUUUUUAUUUGCCAAAAAAGGUAGCUACACGUAUACCAUAAUCUGACUGUUUAUCAAAUAGUGUAUUCUACUUCAUGUAACCCUUGGAAUAUACAAAUGUAGUUCAAUACAUUCUAUGAUCUGUCCAAUCUAAAAUAAUCUUUAUCCUCCAGAAAUGGUAUAGCUUUGUUUUAAUGUUGAAAUAAGACAGGUAGACUUGGCUGAAGCAGUUCUUCACCUCUGUUACAUUUGAUUACUGUCCCAUUAAUAUAUCAAUUAAUAAUUGUAUUUGCAACAAUUGCUUAAAUUGUAAAGGGACUUCUCUGUUCCUUUUACACCCAUUGAGUCUUGUUUCUCUCAGUGAAAAAUAGAGAAACCUGUCAAAUCUGUACCUGUCCAUGUUGUUGACUGUAUACAAGCUGGUUCACACGAAAUGUUGUAAGAAGCAGAGAAGUCUAUUUAUUUAUUAUUUUUUACCUGAUUAUUAUUAUUUUUUUAAUCACACAACCAUGUAUAACAUGUGCUGAACUGCUGGAGAUAUGAGCCUGAAUAUUUUUCACACACGCACACACACCUUCAAACAACUUCACAGUAUUUUUUUUUAUUCGUACUGUAUCGUUACAUAGAGGUACUAUAAUUAUACAAAAUAUGGAAAAAGCGGUAUACAUGAUGGAUUUUAUAUUUGGAAAAAAAGUUCAUUUUUUUAAACCGCCAUAGAACAUUGAAAUUAUUCUAGGUUUAAAAGAUGCAACAGCACUAACUAUUGAAUUCUACACGUCAUAUUUUAGUCCUUAUAGCAACUGUUUAAAAAGACAUUAUUCUCUGUUAUUGGAGAGGAUGUAUCAGCUUAUAAAGCACAGCCUGCAUUCUUCAGGAACUUGUUAUAGAGUUUAUUUUAAAAGUUUAUGGCUAAGCAAAGACACCGCAAUCGUGGAUCCUGGCACAACAGUUUACAGAGGAUGUUUAGUUUUCCCUAGUGCACAGCUGUAGAAAUUAUGUCUGGGCAUUUGCGUUUUAUGCUCUGGUUUUUACUUCCGUGUAGCCAAAGAACAUCAAUCUCUGUAUCCCACGAACAGCAGAGGUAGCUAAAAGGCAGUGAUGCAUGGCUGUGGAUUGAAUCUUAAUGUCUUGGUAGAAGUUUUGUUACAGAAACCUGUUUUAAAGCUAAUUUGCUGGUAUAGAUUCACAAAACGAUGCUGAAACUUUGAUUUUCAUUUAUUUUGCACUAAGAUAAAAUUUUAUUAAUUGGGAAUUACCAAAUAUUAAAAAUAUAGUUUUUUUCUGAUUUUAUACUAAGCUUUGAUUUAUUGAGUACCAUUACCUGAUGUUACAAUAGGAAAUAAAUAUUUCAGUUUACAUUCAAAACA